This is a messenger RNA of Pristis pectinata (smalltooth sawfish), 1554 nucleotides long. RefSeq names its product solute carrier family 18 member 3a (gene slc18a3a). Gene Ontology annotation, molecular function: acetylcholine transmembrane transporter activity. The record is from RefSeq and is a predicted model, not a curated record. Lineage: Eukaryota; Metazoa; Chordata; Chondrichthyes; Rhinopristiformes; Pristidae. The transcript has a single exon. Bases 1 to 1554 code for a protein of 517 amino acids. Gene Ontology annotation, cellular component: AP-2 adaptor complex; terminal bouton; AP-1 adaptor complex. Gene Ontology annotation, biological process: chemical synaptic transmission; transmembrane transport.
AUGGCUGCAAAAAUGACCAUUGGACUGGUCAAAUCAGCCGUGGUGACAUUUUCAGACGUGGUUGGUGAAAGAAGUAACCAGAUCAGUAGGGCUAUGCGUGAACCGCAGCGGCAGCGCAAAAUACUCCUCGUCAUAGUGUGCAUCGCAAUGUUACUGGACAACAUGCUCUACAUGGUGAUUGUACCCAUUAUACCAAACUACCUUGAAACUAUAAGAACUUACAAACUGGUGUACGUUACAUCACCUUCCAAUGGGACCAAUGGGUCUCUUCUCAACUCCACGCAGAGACCUGUCUUGGAGAGGAACCCGAACGCAAACGAAGACAUACAAAUCGGAGUGCUGUUCGCCUCCAAAGCGAUCCUUCAGCUGCUCUCCAACCCACUGACUGGUACCUUCAUUGACCGCGUAGGGUACGACAUUCCGCUGCUGAUAGGACUCACCAUUAUGUUUUUCUCCACCCUCACGUUUGCUUUCGGCGAGAGCUAUGCCAUGCUGUUCAUAGCCAGGAGCAUGCAAGGGCUGGGCUCCGCGUUCGCGGACACCUCGGGGAUCGCCAUGAUCGCGGACAAGUACACGGAGGAAUCGGAGAGGAGCACAGCCCUCGGCAUUGCCUUGGCUUUCAUCUCCUUCGGGAGCUUAGUGGCGCCCCCCUUUGGUGGUAUAUUAUAUCAGUUCGCGGGCAAGCGUGUCCCCUUCCUAGUGCUAUCGCUUGUCUCCCUGCUGGACGGUAUUUUGUUACUCAUGGUCAUCACGCCCUUCACUAAUAGAACACGUCAAAACAUGCCGCAGGGCACUCCUAUCUAUAAGCUGAUGAUCGAUCCCUACAUUGCUGUAGUAGCCGGCGCCCUCACCACCUGUAACAUCCCCCUCGCUUUCUUAGAACCGACCAUAUCAAAAUGGAUGAAAAAGACAAUGAAUGCCAGCGAAUGGCAAAUGGGACUAACAUGGUUACCGGCAUUUUUCCCGCACAUCCUAGGCGUGUACAUCACUGUAAAGCUAGCUGCUAAAUAUCCCAAUUACCAAUGGUUCUAUGGAGCGUUAGGUUUGGUUAUUAUAGGUGCUAGCUCGUGCACUGUCCCAGCCUGCAGAAAUUUUGAAGAACUCAUCAUCCCAUUGUGUGCCCUUUGCUUUGGGAUCGCUCUGGUGGACACCGCUCUCUUGCCCACCCUUGCCUUCCUUGUAGACAUGCGUUAUGUCUCCGUGUACGGUAGUGUGUAUGCCAUAGCAGACAUCUCCUAUUCUGUUGCCUAUGCCUUGGGCCCCAUUUUGGCUGGACAAAUUGUCCACACACUGGGCUUUGUUCAGCUCAACCUUGGCAUGGGCUUGGUCAACAUCCUCUAUGCCCCUACCUUGCUGUUCCUCAGAAACGUGUGUCAAAUGAAACCCUCGCUUUCUGAGAGAAAUGUCCUGUUGGAGGAGGGUCCGAGGGGUUUGUAUGACACCAUCAUAAUGGAAGAACGCAAGGCGGCUAAGAAAACCCACGGCAGCUCUGCCGGUAACCUCUCCAUGUCCGCAGUGCUAGAUAACUCCGACAUAGAGGACGCCAGUGAAUAG